Molecule: messenger RNA, 476 nt
Organism: Staurois parvus
Lineage: Eukaryota; Metazoa; Chordata; Amphibia; Anura; Ranidae
Source: the annotation of a GenBank genome assembly
AGGAGAUGACCAGAGACUGCGGACACAGUUGACAGGAGAUGACCAGAGACUGCAGACAUAGUACAGGAGAUAACCAGAGACUGCAUACAUAGUACAGGAGAUGAAACAGAGACUGCAGACACAGUACUGGAGGUGACCAGAGACUGCGGACAUAGUACAGGAGAUGACUCAGAGACUGCAUACAUAGUACAGGAGAUGACCUGGAGACUGCACAUACAUAGUACAGGAGAUGACCAGAGGACUGCCGGGGGAGACACAGUACAGGAGGUGACCAGAGACUGCGGACAUAGUACAGGAGAUGACCAGAGACUGCAGGUACACAGUACAGGAGGUGACCAGAGACUGCGGACAGUACAGGAGAUGACCAGAGACUGCGGACAGUACAGAUGACCAGAGACUGCGCCAACAGUACACGGGGAUGACCAGAGACUGCAGACACAGAACAGUGGAUGACCAGAGACUGCGGGACAGUAGAG